UUCGCGGCCCAGGCAGGGGAGCCGAACGAGGACGCGAAAACCACCACCCUUCGACGCUCUUUCGCUCCCUCUCUCUCUCUCUCUCUCUCUCUCUCUUUCACCCUUUCUCCCUACAGUGCAUUCGCGAGUGCGAUAAGGACAGAAGUGCGAUUAGAUUGUGCGCCCGUUAUCGCGGAUCUAGAGUGUAAUCGCGUGUCGCUGAUGCGCCCACCUAUGUGUUAUCUUGUAUUAAUGACGAUGGACGCGUUAGAUGCGUUCAGAGUCGAGCGCUUGACAUCGCAACGGGGAUCGUGGUAGUGUCACGCUGAAAGGGAUUAAUAUCCUCGGGGAUAUUCGGUGGCGAGGUUCGAAUCGCGCGUUAACCCCACCGACAUACCUAUGGCGACCAUAAGCAACAGCAAUGGAUCGACGAUUCAGAUCAACAAUCGGCCCGACGACAUCCGCAAGCGGAUCAUUGGCUACGACAGCGCGCAGGGGGAUGCAACGACAUGCGGGAAUAUUCUGGUGAUACUGUCAUGGAUCAUUGUGAUCAUCACGAUGCCGUUCUCCCUGUUCGUCUGUUUCAAGGUCGUGCAAGAGUACGAGAGGGCUGUCAUCUUUCGGCUGGGCCGUCUUUUGUCCGGCGGUGCCAAAGGCCCCGGGAUCUUCUUCAUCCUGCCGUGCGUGGACAAUUAUGCACGCGUCGACCUGCGGACGCGAACUUACGACGUGCCGCCGCAGGAGGUCCUGACGAAGGACAGCGUCACCGUGUCCGUCGACGCGGUGGUCUACUACCGCGUGAACAACGCGACCAUCUCGAUCGCGAAUGUGGAGAACGCGCACCACAGCACGAGACUCUUGGCCCAGACCACCCUGAGGAACACCAUGGGAACGCGACCGCUUCACGAGAUACUGAGCGAGCGCGAGACGAUCUCCGGAAACAUGCAGGCCUCCUUGGAUGAAGCCACUGAUACUUGGGGAAUCAAGGUGGAACGCGUCGAGAUCAAGGACGUACGAUUGCCCGUUCAACUGCAGAGAGCCAUGGCAGCGGAAGCUGAAGCUGCACGUGAAGCACGCGCUAAAGUAAUCGCCGCGGAGGGUGAACAGAAGGCCAGCAGGGCUCUGAGAGAGGCGUCAGAGGUGAUUGGCGACUCGCCCGCUGCCUUGCAGCUUCGUUACUUGCAGACGCUGAACACGAUAUCGGCGGAGAAGAAUUCCACCAUCGUAUUCCCGCUGCCGAUCGACAUGCUGACUUACUUCAUGAAGGCUUUGCCGAAAGAAUAAUCGCGCUCAGGAGCGUCGCGGGAUUAAUAAUUAGGAACAAAACGACAGUUCCCCCCACCCUCCCCCCCGGAGUUCACGGGAGGCAAGGGGUUUCGUUUCGGCAAAUCAUCCGUAUAAUAUCUGACACGCUUGUGUAUACAUCUGAAAACGACAGAGAGUUGCCAAUAUUCGACCAAUCUCAACGACCAUUUUCGAUUCGCCAGGCUAUACGUAUAAUUAUAUAAAAUCGUAUGAAGGCAAUUGCACGAGGAAACUGUGUGUGACGUGCGUACGUUUUCACGUUAAGAUGGACUCGGGGCCGCACAGCAUAGACUGAAACGUAUUUUUGGAAAAUCUUACAAAGUUAUUUUACGCGUUUACGUGCUGUAAAGUAUAACAUAUGUUUACAGCAUAUGUACAUAGAACUGAGAACGGCGUUGUGUAACGUUCGUAAUGAAUUGAAUCAUAGUUUCGCGCAGUGAGACGGUUAUACUGUCUUCGAGGCGCGGCGAUACUUUUACUUGCGUGCAGAGGUAUAUGAUAUACACGUAUAUAUUUGUACACUUGAUUAAAAAAAAGGAAAUCAAAUGGCGAAGAGGAAUGUACGGCAGAGAGAGAGAGAGAGAGAGAGAGAGGAAGAGUCGAUUACCAAGCCGCUUUACAUUAGAUCUCGCACUGCCACUAAUGCCAGACUUAUACAAAGGGCGAUCGAUUUCACGAUAGGUUAACGUUACUCACGCGGAUAAUCGGUCACACAAUAAGUGAGCAAAAAUUUCUUCAGCACAAUGACGAUUUGAUUAAUGUUAAGGGAAGCGGUUCUCUCCACGGUGUCAGGAUCGCGAAUGCACGACGAGACUUAUUAUCGACGAAUAACGGCUGGAGAAGAGAAGAAGAGAUGAGAAAAAGCAUCUAAUUUCUCGCCUAUCUUCGCCACGGUACUAAAUUACAUCUUACGUCGGAUUAGAGGCAAGCGAUUCAGCAAGUUUAUCAGUCCAGCGUAUUCCUCGAGCCUUUAAGGAUAAUUAAUUUUAUAUGUCACGCACUCUAUACGUGUGAAACGUUUGUAUUUUAGCGGCCUGCGACAAUUGUUUGGUCCAACAUCGGCAACUCCUGCUAGCAAUAUACUCAUAAAUUGUUCACUCGA
Messenger RNA from Odontomachus brunneus, 2386 nucleotides. RefSeq names its product band 7 protein AGAP004871. Gene Ontology annotation, cellular component: plasma membrane. NCBI's taxonomy places the organism in Eukaryota, Metazoa, Arthropoda, Insecta, Hymenoptera, Formicidae. The coding region runs from base 379 to 1263 and encodes 294 amino acids. The transcript has 10 exons. The record is from RefSeq and is a predicted model, not a curated record.